Sycon ciliatum is the source of this 8145-nucleotide messenger RNA. RefSeq names its product mucin-19-like. The record is from RefSeq and is a predicted model, not a curated record. Lineage: Eukaryota; Metazoa; Porifera; Calcarea; Leucosolenida; Sycettidae. The coding region runs from base 39 to 7475 and encodes 2478 amino acids. The transcript has 18 exons. Gene Ontology annotation, molecular function: protein tyrosine phosphatase activity.
ACUUCUGCGAGCAAGCUAAUAAGGCGGGUGGUGUUACAAUGGUCCACUAUCCGUACCAAGCAUUGGACCACCCUUUAAAGACCGACGCGUUUUGCCAGGAGAAAAUAGGUCGCCGUGCCGGCACCCACGAGAUGCGCUGUAUUUUGGAGUUCAGAGAUUUGAUUUACAAAGAGACGGGCCACUUGGAAAAUGGCCUGGAGUACCAGGUGUGCGUUUUCGAUCCGCGUGAGAAAUUUUGUCUGGUCGCACACAGGAUGCUCAAAUUUUUUCCGAAGAAGUUGAGCUAUGUUCAGGCAAAAGAUCACUGCAAGAGAGUAAUUUCCAGUGCAGCUGAAGGACCGCCACCGCAUGUGUCGAUUGAAGGACGGUUGGCGUCCCAAUUCGAAGCGAACUGUAUCUCACAUAACUUUCCAUUCACAGUUACUGAUCACGAAAAGUCUGCCUGGAUCGAUGCUCGUGACCGGCAUGAUAAAAUUCAAACCACUUCCGGUGCUUCUUACAAUGAAAACGGGCCGGAUCUCAAUUACGUUAUAUGCUCUCUUUCCGUCGAGUACCAUGCUAAUUCAGCUUAUCACUUUGAUGGGAUGGAUCUGGUCGUUGCGCCCUACUUCCUUUCCAGCACACACUAUGCCACCAGCCACGUCUGCCCCAUAGGCACCGAGCAUAUCACUCACACCACAAUUACGCAAUAUCAGCGGGCUGUGGAGACCUCAAAUCUUCGCCAUGUCUCAUUUGUGUAUGACACCUCCGGUGUAGUUCAACAAGAACGAACAAUGUACCUGUUCAGCGGACCGCGGAGAUGCUCUUGUGGCCCUAAUCAUGUCGUACAGGCACGGUAUUGGGUGAAAUACGUGCUAAAGAAUUAUGACUGGUACCUGCUCUGCAACGGCGAACAACCGGCUUUGCUUUGCGGCAGAAGGACUACUCGCAAGUCAGAAACAUUGUGCGGACAUUGGAAAGUUCUUCUGCACACCCAGACUUUCGAAAAGGUAACAUAUGAUGCAGCCCAGGAUGCGUGCCGCAAGAACGUUGGGUUUUUCCUGCCAAGCGAAGCGCUAUGGAAUACGGUAUUGGGUGAAAUGAAGACAGGCACUCCCGAGUGCAGAGAACUUGCCGCAACCUUUGACAAAAUCCCCCUCUGGUUCACAAGGCAUGGGAAAGAAAGACACUUUGCAAAGUAUUCAUCGGUUUGUGUCGGAGCACGUCUGCCAGGCGGUGCCAUCUCCAGCCGCGGUAUUCGCCGAGAUGAAGGCGUCCGCUAUGUUGAGGAGAGCGGUCGUGUAAGGUGUCUAGAGGGCUACAGAACAUCACUGCGUGAGAGCAUCCCCGCCAAGCCAUAUAAGGGUAUCUGGCAGAACACUGCUGGUUGCUACAAGUAUGUACGUAGGCGCGAGAGUUACCAACUCGCUCUAGUAAGAGAAGACGGGGUCAGGAAUCAUUUUCAAGGGUGUGGUGGUGCUCUACAGGCUACUGUGUGGCAGGAUAGCAACAUUGAUGGUACAGACCCUUGCCUUAAUGGGAACUUUUGGCGGUGUAUAGACGACGAUGGUUGUCCAAGUGCGGAUGAUGAUCACAAAGUAGGACCAGUGUGCAGCGGCACUGCGCGCAAGAACUAUCGCACCUGUAAUGCACAACUAACAGUCGAAAACAGGAAUGAUCCGAACCGAUACCUGGAAUGGGAGACGGCGAAAUUCAAAUGCUUUUGGCCGCGUUUUGAACGCUGCACCAAUCCUCCAUGUGCAGGCGGGCGAUACCACAAUUCUGCGCUUUUAAAACCUUUUUAUUCUGUGUACUUGAAUAACCAAUACAGGUACAGAAAUCUGCCGGAUUGCCAGGCAAUUGACUCGGUGACAGUUGGCCGAGACCACUGGUAUUUUAGCCAACACCAGACAACAGUUGACCGGGCUAGUAUGGCGUGUGAGGACAGAGGCACAAGACUGAUGACGAUGGAUGAAGUGCUCGAAAUCAAGAAUUUCAUUCUCGAAAACAACUUGAACAUUGCUGAUGGUUUCAUCUGGGUGCUGAACCCAGUCUCAAGAGCCCCCAUCCGUUUCAAUAUGAAGGCAAACACGCAGAACAUUCGCGCAUCCACUGCUGCUCAUGUCCUGUGCAAGUCGUCAACCAAACUUGAAAAGAAGGCAAGUUGCUGGACGGCUGACAAGUUCCUCCUCUAUCCCACGCAGACCCUGCAGGAUUAUUCUAACUAUUAUGCGGCCAUACAUAACUGUGAGCAUCCAAAUGAGAUCAAUGCCAUCAUCCCUCUGCCCUACUUGCACUACUGCCUUGAUUCGCUGACCCGAUACUCAGCAACUUACGACUCGUAUUGGAUCUUGAGCCAAGGUCCUCUCGAUUCUGUCCGUGCCAGCGAUCUGCAGACGCAUCUUGCAACGCAGGCCCGGCGUAAAAUCUGCUUGCAAAAGCGCCCCUGGUCUCCCCUGUCAGGUACUGUGAAGCACGAAUGUCAAAACUAUGAUCUUUACUACAUUAUAAACGGAACCCGGAGCACCUACGAUGCUGCCGACUAUCUAUGUAGAGUACAAAAAAUGAAACUUCCUUUGCUUGAGACCAAGGAGUGUCUUUCGUUCUUUGUCAAGAAACUUGGCAUAUCUCCGGCUUGGAUCCAUCGCGAUGAACAUGGUUUGGCAAGAGCUAGUGAUCAUGAAAACAUUCCAGGCCUAACUGGCAAAGAAUAUUCCAUAAUCUGUGCUAAAGAGCGCACUUGGAAUGAUGUGAAGUAUGAAUGUGGUGAUUAUUACGACCUGUACCUUCUCAAGCCAAGCUCUACUGACUACACUCAGUAUUCGUCUCAAGCACAAUGUUCCGAGAAACUCAUGGCCCUGCCAGAGGAAGAUUUGCAGGACUGCCUUUUCCGGUUUAUCACAGAACGUGGAAUAAGACCAGCUUGGAUCUCUGGCAGAUGGACCACUAACAUUCAAACUUACGGUCAUACAGUGGGUGACCUUGGUUUACAGAAGAAAGCAGCACUGGCUGAUGAACCUGUUUCCGUCAUCUGUGUAAAACGACGAGCAAUGGUGCACAGGUGUCGUAAUUAUGACUUUUACCAUGUCGUGAAUGCAAGAUCUAAAUCCCGUGAUGAUGCCAAGAAACGAUGUGAAGACACACAGAUGUCCCUUCCAAAGUCGAGGGCAGACGAAUGUCUUGGUUCAUUCCUGCGCAUACUGGCCAUAUCGCAUGUAAAUAAUGUUUGGAUUCAAGGAGUUGGUAACCAAUAUUAUAGCAAUCCGCUGGUCAUCAUCUGUGUUAAAGGUUUGUACUGCGAUGUACCCGCUAUUGCUGAUGGAAAAGCCGACAAGAAGUCGGUCCGAGUUACGCAAGAUGUUAGUUAUUCCUGCAACAGCGGCCACCCGCUAGUGGGGAAGUCGACGGCAACUUGCCAAGCAGAUGGAACGCUCACUUCCGUACCUUUCUGCGAUGCCGUGGUUCCUCCAACAACUACUCCCACCACCCCACCAACGACUGCUCCAACCACCACACCAACAACUACUCCAACCACAACCCCAGCAACCACCACCCCAGCAACCACCACCCCAGCAACAACCACCCCUGCAACCACCACCCCAGCAACCACCACCCCAGCAACCACCACCCCAGCAACAACCACCCCAGCAACCACCACCCCAGCAACAACAACCCCAGCAACCACCACCCCAGCAACCACCACCCCAGCAACCACCACCCCAGCAACAACAACCCCAGCAACCACCACCCCAGCAACAACCACCCCAGCAACCACCACCCCAGCAACCACCACCCCAGCAACCACCACUCCAGCAACCACCACCCCAGCAACCACCACCCCAGCAACCACCGCCCCAGCAACAACCACCCCAGCAACAACAACCCCAGCAACCACCACCCCAGCAACCACCACCCCAGCAACCACCACCCCAGCAACCACCGCCCCAGCAACAACCACCCCAGCAACAACCACCCCAGCAACAACCACCCCAGCAACAACCGAAGCUCCAAGCACUCAAACCACCCCAGCAACAACUACUCCAGCCACCACACCGCAAACGAUUCCAAACAGUACUCCAGCCGCCACAUCGAACGACACCCAAACUCCCAACCCAAGCGAUUCAACAAUGCAGCGCCGGAUUGAGCCAUCCAUCACGCAAGCAACUUCUCCACCCACUACAUCCCAGGAGAAUGGAACCGACCGGGGAUCUGACCACACGGCAGGUUCCAUUGACAGGAGAUACAACGACAGCUUGCCGACGACUGGUCUGCCUAACAGCACGACAAGAGCCAGCUUCCUUCUGUUCAACAAAGGCGACCCGACCGGUGCCAGCCCCAGCAAAGGACACAGCAAUUACCUGUGGCUGAUAGCGGUGUUUGUCGGCUGUCUUCUGUUUGCACUCGCCAUUGCCAUUAUUCUGGUGUUCCGCCGCAACCGUUCCGUACUGUUUCCUCAGCCGCUGCGUAACGUCAAGCCACCGCAAACCCUGCGCAGUCAGACGGUGACCGAUGACUCGUCGCUCCUAUACAGCGGACGAGAAAGCCACCGGGGUUCGUUCAUCGAGGGGAACCUCAGCAAUCCCAACAGUGGCGAAGUCGGUGCCUGGAUUCAGUCAUUAGCUCAGGACAACAAGGCAUACGCGGUGGCAUACAAGAAGAAUCGCAUGCACAGCAUCGACUCGUCGCAUCCGUUCUAUGAGGCCGGGGACUGCGGCGGUGUCUGCUUCUUCCCGUCCUCGGCUGCUCGCUCUGGCAGCUCGUCCACCCUGAACACUCUGCAGACAGGAGACGAUGUGUACGCAGUGGCGGCGAACACCGACCCAGCCAUAGGUUAUCUGAAUCCACUACGUCUGUCCACGGUGGCGGGCAGCACCAGCACAGACAAAUCCGCCAGCACCAGCAGCAGUAGCGACAACACCGGUGGUGACGCUGGGAACUGCGACGCUAUCUACUCCACCACCACCGCCAGCGAGGCAUUCCCCAGGAAGCACAGCAGCUGCAGCAGCAGCAGGCGGGCAAGAACUGCCACUGCCAAUGCCAACGUGUACGGAACUGUACGCACGGAUGUGAACACGAACACGCACCAAGAGCGCGUGUUCGCUCUAGGUGGUGCGGCCAGCGCGAUGCUCGACUUUGACCUAGUCACCAACAAUGAGCACUUUGCAGAUCGCGGCGGUCGCACGACAAACGGCGCAAACGGCCGAGAAGGUAAAUAUUCCCACUACGCUCAGGGUGCAUCCGCUCAUCCGAACCUGCUCCAAUCCACCGCCUAUGCCAACAGCCCUCAAGCCGCCGGACAUGCCAGCGGGUCAUCGUCGGAGGAAGCUGCGCGCCAGUCUGAAGACUUAAUGGAAGACGAUCAGGACUUGCAGCAAGACGAGUAUGCCAGCAGGAUGGCUUGGCAGAAUCUUGGAGUGGACUGCGUGGACAAGGACAAUAACGGGCCCGCGACAUUCGCAGGCCAAAACGACGUCAAUGCACGGUGCAAUCGCAGUCUGACUGCCGACGAAGACUCUCUUACCGCCAUCAAUGCAGUGUCGGGUGGCAGUCAACGCACCUCCACUCUGAGUGGCCUGGCAAAGAAGCUGUGGCCGCGCCAAUCGUCCCGUUCACCCAGCCCCGGCCGGAAGGCAAACGAGCAGAACAACGAUACGAUUGACAGCGCGGUGGACGGAAGUGCCUGGGACCUAGGGGAUGACGACACGGCAGCGACUAGGGAGGCCAGGGCGAGAGCCGAAACCAGCACUGAUGACGGCGUACAAGGGCUGUGCGCGAUUCUGGGCUCGUCACACACCAAUGUUGCCGACCAGCACAGCAAACUGAGAGUGUGGACUGCAUCGCCUGACGAUGAACACUAUCGAGCCAUUCCGAGGGGCAACGUUGGCUGGCAAGAUUCCAACGAGUCUGGCGGCCAGGACAGUACACCAUCCAAUCCCAAUAAUCUCACUGGUUUGGCUCUAGGAGAAAGCGUGCUCACGCAAGACAUGGCCAGUGGACAGGGACUCCACGACUCUGUUUCGUUCGACCCUUCGCCGUUCGCCUCGCCCAAGGCUGGAGACCGGCUUCUGUCAGAGUCCGAAGAUAGCUCCUACCUCACACUGGACAGCGCUAGCAAGAAGACGAGUAACUACUCUCAUCUCCCAAACAAGGGAAGCACGUCAGCUGCGGCGACGGUUGCUAGUGCCAGCUCACAUGCCACACACCAGGCUGAUAUGGUGAGCGGGUAUUCUAAACUGCCGGCAGCACAACGCCCUGCACCACGCAUUCGCAAGCCAGCAGGUCAAUCUGCUGCCGUGGUGUCAAGCCCGAGCACACGCAGGGAGUGUCUCGUGGAUGUGAACCAACCUCUGUCUUCCUCUGAGUAUUGCAAGCCAUGUGGUAAACCCAACAGCCAGGAUAUGCCACAAUCUUCAACGCAGGUACUCAAUCAGGAGCUUGCCAAUGCAGACGGACACACGUCAAUGCAGCAGAGUGCGAACACAUAUGCUGGAACCGCUGAUUCCAUGGCUAAGGAACCUCACCAGUCAGACAUCAGCGCUGUGGACAUGGUCAGCGGCUUUGACGAUGAGGAUUUGUAUAUGGAUGGUGAAUUGACCCUGGGUGACGGUGGAACACGCAGAGCAGUGAGCAGAUCCAGCAGAGAAUGCAACAAGACAGCGAGAGCACAGCAGAGCACAAGCACCUACGUCGGAUCUGCUGACGGAAUGCCUAAACGUGGACCCCAGUCAGAAAUCAGCGUAGUGGAUAUAGUCAGUAGCUUUGCUAAUGAGGAUGAAGAUCUAUACAUGGACAGCGAAUUGACUUUGAACGAUAGCGGAAUACGCCAAACAGUGAGAAAAUCCAGCAGAGAAUGCAACAAGACAGCGAGAGCACAGCAGCAACCAGCCACGUCAAACACUCACCUGCAGUCUGGCCAUACCCCAAACACUGAGCAAUCGAUUGGCGAGAACGCCGAGGAAUCCGAUUACAACUACGUCGGCUUCGAGCAGCUGUCUGGAGGGUGGCACAAUGCAUCAACGGCUGCUCUUCGUAAGAAUAGCAAAUCGGAAGUGAACCGUGGCCGAACCCAGACCGUCACCAAGUCUUCUUCCGCAAACCUGCUACAAGGAUCAACCAUUGGUGAUUCUACACGGCAUGUCGCAUCGUAUAAGCUCUCUUCUCAGCCGACACAUGUGGAAGGCUGCAGCAGCACCGACCAAUGCGUUGAAGACGAUGAGGGGAUAUACAGCGUGGCAGAUACGCACCUGCCGUCCCAAGCUCUAUCGACCAGAGGCAAAGAAGCUCGGAGAGCGUCGAAUCAGGAAAACCAGCAGCUUUCAGCCUCGCAGGCAGCACCGACCAUGGCUGGGAGUGAUGCCUCCAAUGCUGAUGAUUACAUCUAUGUCGGAUUCGGUAGCAUUGCCGCACCGGCUGAGAAACUCUCCAGGGCUGCGCUUUGCCAAACGAGUGAGGUGGAGUCGCAGCGCCGCCGUGCAGAGUCCCGAGUCAAGAACUAACUUCAAGUCGGAAUACUAAUGGUGCCACUCUCUCCCUCUCUCUGUCUCUCUCUUUCUCUCUCUCUCUCUCUCUCUCUCUCUCUGUCUCUCUCUCUGUCUCUCUCUCUGUCUCUCUCUCUCUCUUUCUCUCUCUCUCUCUCUCUCUGUCUCUCUCUCUCUCUCUCUCUCUCUCCGAACCCCUUGCUGGAUUCUAAUUACUAUUCCGGUCGAAAAUCAAAAUAAUUAUUCAUCUUCUCUAAGUCUAGAUCUAAACUAAUUUCGCGAUCCACCUUCCCAUGCUACGGCGCAAGUCCAAACAAUCAAAUCACCAAGUCAUAAGAUACUUCCUUUUGUCCGUUGAAUGUUUUCUUCCCUUAUCUAAACGGCCGUAGUUUGAAUAAUUUCCACCUGGUAUUGUCUUUUAAAUUUAUAGUCUACAUAUCUACAUAUUACUGCGGACUCUAGAGGCUUCAGUAAUAGACUGGUACCGAUUCCAAAUCCCAAUGUCUUAAUAAUCCCCAUAAUAUCAUUCGGCUCACCAAGUUACAAGCUUUGACCGCCGAUCUCAACGUCCUUAUCACUUGUAAAAUACCUGUCGCUGCAAAAGUUUUUUUUUUUGGUUUUUAGCUUUUGAUUUUUUCACUUUCUUUUUGCUGUCUCACCCAUGGAAAUAUCUUCCCUGUGGGUCUGA